AUGAAAGGAAAAAAGCCACAAUCAAGUUACAAAGCUGCAGGUACGGCUCCAGUGGAAGAAGAGGCAAAGACAACAUGUCCUAAUACCUACAGACUGGAGACACGUAAUAAAUUUCGGGAUUACUUAGUAAGAGACAAAGCUCAAGCAAUAUUAACGGCAAAACUUCAAGACACCAAAUACAAUGGAGCUUCUAGUCCUUCCUUGUGUGCUUCAAUCUCAGAAGAAGUAUUAAAGGCUGUGAAGGAAUUUGGCUUUGACCGUUACAAGUACGUGGUAUCAGUGCUAAUUGUGGAAAAGGCAGGCCAGGCAAUCAAUGUUGCCAGCAGAUGCAUCUGGGAUGCUCAAAGAGACACUUGGGUUUCAGCUCAAUGUGAAACCGAAACAUUUAUUGCCCUGGCUUUGGUAGUGGCCUGUUAUUGCGACUAA
Molecule: messenger RNA, 426 nt
Organism: Acanthisitta chloris (rifleman)
Lineage: Eukaryota; Metazoa; Chordata; Aves; Passeriformes; Acanthisittidae
Gene: DYNLT2
Product: t-complex-associated-testis-expressed 3
Exons: 3
Coding region: 1-426 (141 amino acids)
Biological process (GO): microtubule-based movement
Cellular component (GO): cytoplasm; cytoplasmic dynein complex
Molecular function (GO): dynein intermediate chain binding
Source: RefSeq, a predicted model, not a curated record